This is a messenger RNA of Fusarium odoratissimum NRRL 54006, 765 nucleotides long. RefSeq lists its product as uncharacterized. NCBI's taxonomy places the organism in Eukaryota, Fungi, Ascomycota, Sordariomycetes, Hypocreales, Nectriaceae. The coding region runs from base 1 to 765 and encodes 254 amino acids. The transcript is spliced from 2 exons. The record is from RefSeq and is a predicted model, not a curated record.
AUGUCUUGCUCCAAUCUUGAAUGGCCCCUCCAAGAGGCAGAUGCCGUGGGAGAAUCUGACAUAGACAGCAGCUGUGGCAUUGACCCGACUUCAGAAAAUAGUCCAAAGGACCGCAACGGAUCUGGCAGCCACGAUCAGUCAUCGUCAUUGUCUCGCGGUAGCACGGAAGAGGUACCCGACAUGGCUUUGGAUAAAACUAUCAAUAAGGACGAUCCAGCGGCAGAUCACACCAGUUCUUCAUCCAGAUCCUCGGAAACCUCGGAAAGUAAACCUUCAUUUACCGUUGUUGCCACGAGUCACAAGGUAACUUCAAAGAGUGACUAUGCGCAAGGUCAAGAUCAUCCUAUCUCCUCUUCGGUCGAAGCUUCGAACAGCAACGCAGAACCACCAAAGAUUCCAGGGCAAUCAAUCUCGACUUCCCAAGUUGAUCAGUCGAAAUCGAAUAAUUCUCUGAUCACGGAGGAUUUGGGAAUUCAAGAUCGCCAGUCAGGCCUUGGGAGAAGGCCUGAUACACCUAUACCAGAGUCCUUACGAGAUGAGGGAUACCCUUCUGCUCAGGACGAGGACGAGGAGCCGGUAGAUGAAGAACCAUAUUCUUCUUACGUACACGAAGAGAAUUACGGCAAAGAAGAAGAUUACGACCAAGAACAAGAUCACGGCCAUGAUCCAACUGCCAGUGCCCACUCAUCCCCCGACUCUAUUGUCACAAUGAUUGCAAACGACCGCCUAUUCGCUAUCGACUUCACAGUCUACCACACCGAUUAG